Molecule: messenger RNA, 3114 nt
Organism: Gopherus evgoodei (Goodes thornscrub tortoise)
Lineage: Eukaryota; Metazoa; Chordata; Testudines; Testudinidae
Product: golgin subfamily A member 6-like protein 22
Exons: 3
Coding region: 1-3114 (1037 amino acids)
Molecular function (GO): Hsp70 protein binding
Source: RefSeq, a predicted model, not a curated record
AUGAAUCCUAGGACAGUUCACAGAGAGAGCCAGAACUUGGCAAACUUGAAUCAGGGCUUUAUAAAUUCUGAAGAUCGCCGCUUCCUUCGGGAAUCAGUGGCAAGUGUGGAAAAUCCCAUGUCUCCCACUUCAAGCCAUACAGCUGCAGGUGAGAUGGUCAGGGAAGCAGAUAAGCUCCUGAAAGAGGCUGGGAACAAAGAGAAUGAUUUGGAAACUGAUGCAGAGGAGGUGAUUGAACCAGACCAAGAUAAUCACCAAGAGAUGAUAGACCAAAACUUGCAGCAACCAAACGCUGCCAUUAGUGACUGUAACAGAGCCAUAGAACUGAACCCUAACUUAGCACAGCCCUACAAGGUGCGAGGAAAAGCACUCCAGCUCCUGGGGCUCUUGGAAGAAGCAGCUUGUGACCUGGCCUUGGCUUGCAGACUGGAUUAUGAUGAAGAUGCCAGUAAUGUGGUAAAGGAUGUGCAGAUGAGAACCCAGAAGAACUCUGAACACGAAACAAAGAAUGAGCAAAAAUGUAAGCACAGGGAGACACUGGCGAGAGUGAAAAGGGCUCUGGCAACAGGAAGCGCUGAUAAGACAGCCCCAUGGGAUCAGGAAAAAGCACAGAGGGAGAAGGAGUCCAGUGAGGAUGAGUUGGAGAUCGAUAACGAAGGGGUGAUUGAACCUGAUGAGGAUGAGCCUCAAGAGAUGGGAGACGAGACUCUGAAGGUAACAGACGAAAUGAUGAAGCAGGUGGUUGAAAAGAAGAGGGAGGCUUUUGAUGCAGUGGCUAAAGGAGAACUUCAGAGAGCUGUUGAUUUGUUCACAGAUGCCAUCAAACUGAACCCACGGCUCACGAUUUUAUAUGCCAACCGAGCCAGUGUCUAUGUGCAGUUGCAGAAGCCAAAUGCUGCCAUUAGAGACUGUGACAGAGCCAUAAAUAUCAACCCUGACUCCGCACAGCCUUACAAGUGGCGAGGGAAAGCACUCCGACUCCUGGGUUACUGGCAGGAGGCUGCCAAGGACCUGUCCUUGGCCUGUCAGCUGGAUUAUGAUGAAGAGACCAAUGCCAUGCUGAAUGAGGUGCAGCCAAGGGCCCAGAAAAUCACCCACCACUGGAGGAAGUAUGAGCAAAAGUGCAAGGAAGAUGAAUUUAAGGAGAUGGUAGAGAGGAUAAAGAAAGUCUUGGAGGAGCAGGAGAGUGCUCAGAAAGCCCUGGAAGAACAGGAGAUAGAUGAGAAAGCAGCCCUAGAGGAACAGGAGAAAUCCAUGAAGGAACCUGAGACAACUGAGCAGAUAGUGCUGAAAGAACAGGAGGACAAUCAACAGGAGCCAAUGGAGGAACAAGAGAGAGCUCAGAAGAAGGCAUUGAAGGAACAAGAGUCAGUUCAGCCGAUGGAUCUGGAGGAACAGUUGAUAGCUUUGCAGACUGAGCUGGAAGAACAGUUGAAAACUCAGCAGAUGGAGCUGGAGGAAGAGGAGAGAGCUCUGCAGAAGUUGCUGGAGGAACAGGAGAGGACCCAAAAGAAGGUGCUGGAAAAACAGGAGAGAACCCAGAUGAAGGCUCUGGAAGAACUGGAAAGAGCUCAACAGCUGGCUCUGAAGGAACUGGAAAGAGCUCAGAAGAAGGUCUUAGAGGAACAGGAAAAAUCUCAGAAGGCAGCCCUGGAAGAACAGGAGAGAGCUCAGAAGAAAUCCCAGAAGGAAAAGGAGAGAGCUGAGAAAGCCCUGGAGGAACUGGCAAGAGCUCAUAAGAUGGCCCUGAAGGAACUGGAGAUUGCUCAGAAAAAAGGCCUGGAGGAACAUGAAAGAGCCCAGCAGAAGGCCUUGACAGAACAAAAGAAAGCUCAUAUGGCUAUGGAAGAACUGGAGAAAGCUCAUAAGAAGCAAGAGAGAGCACAGAAGGCUGCCCUAGAGGAGCAGAGGAGAGCUCAGAAAGCCCUAGAGGUACUGGAAAGAGAACAGAGAAAGGCCAUGGAGGAGCAGAAGAGAGCUCAAAAGAAGGCCAUGGAGGAACAGGAAAAAGCCCAGAAAGCCCUGGAGGAACUGGCCAGAGUUCAGCAGCAGACUCUAGAGGAAAAAGAGAGAGCUCAGAAGAAGACCAGAGAGGAACAGGAGAGAGCCCAGAAAGCCCUGGAAGAAUUGGUGAGAGCUCAGAAAGAGACUCUAGAUGAACAAGAGAGAGUUCAGAAGAAGGCUACAGAGGAACAGAAGAGGGCUAAAAAGGCCUUGGAGGAACUGGAGAGAGCUCAGAAAAAGGCCCUGGAGGAACUGGAGAGAGCUCAGAAAAAGGCCCUGGAGGAACAAGAGAGAGUGCGAAAGAAAGCCCUGGAGGAACAGGAUAGGGCUCAAAAAGGCCUGAAGGAACUGGAGAGAGCUCAGAAAAAGGCUCUGGAGGAACAAGAGAGAGCGCGAAAGAAAGCCCUGGAGGAACAGGAUAGCGCUCAAAAAGGCCUAGAGGAACUGGAGAAAACUCAGAAAAAGGCAUUGGAGGAACUGGAGAGAGCUCAGAAAGAGGUACUGCAGGAACAAGAGAAAGCUCAGAAGAAAGCUCUGGAGGAACAGAAGAGGGCUCAGAAAGCUCUGGAGAAACUGGAGAGAGCUCAGAAAAACUCCCUAGAGGAGCUGGAGAGAGUUCAGAAAGGGGUCAUGGAGGAACAAGAGAAAGCUCAGAAGAAAGCCCUGGAGGAACAGAAGAGGGCUCAGAAAGCUCUGGAGAAACUGGAGAGAGCUCAGAAAAACUCCCUAGAGGAGCUAGAGAGAGUUCAGAAAGGGGUCUUGGAUGAGCCAGAAAAUGCUCAGAAGGUGGCCCUGGAGGAACAUGAGAAAGCUCAGAAAAAGAUUCCAGAGGAAGAGGAGGAAACUCAGAAAGAGGCUCCAGAAGAACAUGAAGGAACUCAUAAAAUGUUGUGGGAAGACCUGGAAAGAGCACAGAAAAAAGACUUAGAGGAAUUGGAGAAAGCUCAUAAAAAGGUCUGUGUAGAACAGGAAAGAGAUCAGGAGAAAGAUGUAGAGGAACAGGAAACAGCCACAGAGGAACAACUGAGAGCUCAAAAAGAGCCAGAGCAUGCAACAAGUUCAUUAAGACCUCUCGCAAAAUCCAUUUGGGACUAUUUUGAAUCAGGCUAG